ACUCUAAGCUAACUCGACCCUGCACGAGCCAAACCAAAGAGGACCCGGAGUGUGUGUGUGUUAGUGUGUUUGUAGCCGCGCGUUCAUGUGUCUUGUGUGUGUGUGUGUUCAGUUCCUGUCACCGUCCGUCAGCUGCACCGCCCCCCCUCCUCGACCCCAGGUAAACACCGGGCUCAUGAAGACCCCCCCGCCCCCCUCCCUCCACACACUCAUGGAGGCCCGCUGAAUAACACGCAGCAGCCGCGUGGAGCCCUAGGCACCAUGGAUCUCUCAGCGCCUGCUCCGGUGGUAGCCCUCCUCCGCUGACCUCGCCUCCUCCUCCGCCUCUUUCAUCUACCCCCUCGUCCUCCUCAACCCAACCCUUAACACCCCCACGUCUGUGACCCAGGGUUAUCACUCCGCCUCUCCUACACCAUCAUGGCCGGAGAGAAAGGGCCGACAAAGCGCAGCGCCAUGGACAUCAAGCGCCUGGCGAGCCUCAUCCAGAGGGGAACGGGCCGCCUGCUGGUGAUCGACAGCCGAACCUUCUCUGAGUACAACGCGUCACACGUGCAAGGGGCCGUCAACGUCUGCUGCUCCAAGCUGGUGAAGAGGCGACUGCAGCAGGACAAGGUGUCUGUCACCGAGCUGCUGCAACUCAACGGCAAGGUGAAGGUGGAGCUGGGCAGGAAGCAGGAAGUGGUGGUUUAUGACCAGAGUUCCAAAGAGGCGGGGCAUCUGUCCAAAGACGGCUUCGUGCACAUUCUCAUGGGGAAGCUGGAGGCCACCUUCCACAAAGUCUCCCUGCUCACUGGAGGUUUUGCUGCCUUCUCCUCCUGUUUCCCCGGCCUGUGUGAAGUGAAGCCUGCCACUGCUCUGCCUAUGAGCUUGUCCCAGCCCUGCUUGACUGUGGCUAACGUAGGGCUCACUCGAAUCCUGCCACACCUCUACCUGGGCUCACAGAAGGACGUCCUCAACAAGGAUCUGAUGGCUCAGAAUGGUAUCACCUAUGUGCUGAAUGCCAGCAACACCUGCCCCAAGCCGGACUUCAUCAGUGAGAGCCACUUCAUGCGAAUCCCGGUCAACGACAACUACUGUGAGAAACUGCUUCCCUGGCUGGACAAAACCAAUGAAUUCAUAGACAAAGCUAAGGUGUCAAACUGCAGAGUCAUUGUGCACUGCCUGGCUGGAAUCUCGCGUUCAGCAACCAUCGCCAUUGCAUACAUCAUGAAGACAAUGGGCUUGUCGUCAGACGACGCCUACAGGUUUGUAAAGGACCGGAGGCCGUCAAUAUCCCCCAACUUCAACUUCCUUGGUCAGCUGCUGGAGUUUGAAAAGGGCCUGCAGCUACUCCAAGCUUUAACUUCCACCACUGACGACCAAAUCUCAGAGGUUAAUGGAGUUGAUACAGGUUUUGAAAUGAACGGUCACCACAGCAAAUAUGAUUCAUCGGUGGCAGAGCCACACAUCCCAGCCGAGCCCAAGCUACCGUCACCCACCUCCCUCCAGCAAGGCUUCAACGGCCUGCACCUCUCUGCAGAGAGGAUCAUGGACACUAACCGGCUCAAACGCUCCUUCUCCCUGGACAUUAAAUCUGUCUACUCCCCCAACAGUCCCCGCUGCCCUAGCCUGGCCCCCACACACUCUGAAGACGUCCCUAAGCUGUGUAAGCUUGACAGCCCAGGAACAGGCACUUCCAAUGGUGUCUGCUCCCAGUCGCCCGUCCUAGACAGCCCCAGCUCCUCUGAUUCACCAUUCCCCUCACCAGGCAGCGGGGGCAGCAUCGGAGGUUUGGGGUUCGGAGGAAGUGAAGUCCAUCGGUCGAGUUCUUCCUCAUCCAGACCCAGAAGGAAAGCUAAGCACAGCUCCAGCACUUCACCAGUCCACUCCCAACCACACCAACCUCCUCAGUCCCUCAGCUUGUCGCUGGACCACAAGAACCCCACCCUGGACGAGAACCUAAAAGGCUCCCUGCUCCUCACACUACCAUCCGUGCCCACUGCAGGGUCUGGGGUCAUGUGGACCAAACACAGAGACACUGUCCAGGCCACCACUCCUGUCACGCCUGUCACCCCCCCCACAGAUGCUCCCUGGCAUUUUGGGGCAGAGGUGGGCGGUGUGGGAGCGAUGGAGCUGGGAGGUGGCGGAGAUGGAGGAGGAGAGGAAUCGUCUGUGAGAUUUGGGAGAAGCUCGGCGUAUGUGGCGUUUGGGUGUAGCGAAGGUGUGCGGUUACGAGACAAAUCCCAGAGGGAGAAGCCCUCACCGCCACAGAUACAGAGAGACCACCGGGAGUCCACCUCGUCGUCCAUGGUGUCCAUGUCCAACAGCUCAAACAUCAGCGGAGCUGCGUCAGAGAAGCAGUUCAAGCGACGCAGCUGUCAGAUGGAGUUCGAGGAGGGCAUCUCUGAGACACGGUCCAGAGAAGAGCUGGGGAAGAUUGGGAAGCAGUCAAGCUUCUCUGGAAGCAUGGAGAUCAUUGAGGUAUCCUGACAGAUAAUGGACAUGAGCAGAGCUGUCCCCUGGGGACAAAAAUGGACCUGUUAGAUGGAGUUCAAGAAGAGGACAAAUGAGGAAGAGCAGAAGAGAGUUUUGUGUGCUCCCCUCUCAGACAGUGUUAAAGACUCCAACUAAGAGAAGGACCAGUAGCUACACAAGCAGAGAGUUAAUGUGAAAAGGUUAGCAAGCUAACUAGCAUUUGCACCUGGACAGACAGAGCCUAAGAUGUGGUGCUUAGCUGACCAUAACCAUCCUGAACUCUCGUACAGAUCUGAAGAAAGCUCGGGUACAAGGGGGGGGCUGACUAUACUGUAGGUACUGAAAAUCUUAACGUUUCUGAGCUCUGUCCCAGACUCUGGGGAAUGUGACAUUUGCAUCCUUAUUAUAUAGAAAACCCCUGUUUUGACAGAGUUCACACACAAACUGCUUGCCUGUGGUCAAAUGUUGUGUGCUUCAGUGGGUGUAUAGCUUGUGAUUUGAAACCAAGCCCCGUGUUUCCUCCCAAAAGCUUCACCCCAAUGUCGUAACGCCUCGAAACCUUCGCACGGACAGCAUCCACCCCCCCCCCCCCCCUUCCCCAGUGGCUCUGCCCGCUGCAGCCUCUGCAUUACGACGAUAACAGACUCCUGAACGGCACCGUCUCAUCACAUCGCUCACAGCACAAUGCAGAGAGAGAUCCCAGGGACUUGAUGGAACGGCGGUACUGCAUCCAAACAAUGAAGGAUCCUCAACUUUUUUUAUUGAAGAAAAGACUUUUAAGCAGUGACAGGCGGUGUCAUGUCUCCCCCCCCCCCCACCCACCCUACAAAGCACAGUGUGUCUUUCCUGACUUUGGCUCCCUUGUUUCCAGUGUUAACGGUGUGUUGGGACUGAGAUUUUUUGGGACGGUGACAAGGGUCCAGUUUAAAGGCCCUGCAGCUCCUCUUCAGGCCCCACCCCGCCCCCUAUGGUCACCACUGAGCAUGCAGCAGAAAGGCUGACAGACAAAAUACUAUAUAUACAAUACGGAUAUAUAUAUAUAGCAAUUUUAAUGGACUUCUAAUGGACUUCUUUUGUUGUUAUCGUUUUUAAUUUAUUGUACUGGUUCAUUCUGGUAAUGAGAAAUAAUAUAAUGUUUUGUGGAUUUAUUUCCUUUUUUUUCCUUUUGUUGAAUUAUUAUUAUUAUUAUUAUUAUUAUUAUUAUUAUUAUUAUUUGCUGUAUGGUAUUUAUGAACACACCCUCAUACAAAUACACACAUUCAACAAAUUCAAGAAAGCAAUAUGUUUUGUUCCUUCUUUGGGGAGAGUGAUGUAUGAUCUUUGAAAUGCACUUUUCUGGUUUCCGAUGAAUAAUUUGAUUUUCAUUGACACUCAAGCAACAAGAUACUCAGAAAGCCGAGUGUUCGACAGUGCACAAUCAUAUUUUGCCGGAGCAUGGUACAGACGUCCUUGCGGUGAGAUCUGAUCUGUAAGAGCGGGUGUUUCUGCAAUUUGGCUCGUCUGCAGAGGGGAUUCAUCCAUUUGUCACGAUAGAGGGCUCAGGCGUUGAUUAAAAACACCUUUUUUUUGAUCGUGCAGAGAACGACAGAGCAGCCAAACACACAACGAUCGCUCUUACACAGCCAAUCCUCUUCUGCCACUUCCAGGAAGUCUGGCAUUACAACAACUAUAUGCAAACAGACACAUGCUCUUUCACAGGUAUAUACGAUUUAAACACUUGCACCUCUCCCAGCAAGCACCAGUUCAUCAGUCAUCAUCACAGUGCGUCCCACCAAAGCUGAAACCAACACACACACAUACAUUAUGCACUUAUAUUCACACAUAUAAAGCAUAGGCCCUACACACACACGCCCUUUUUUCAUUCUCAGGGGAUCUUUCAGUGAGCCAAGCCCGACACAGGGCACAUAGCUGCUGGUACAUCAGCACAAUGCAUGUCCGUAAAGCUCCCUCGCUUUCUCUUUCUUUUUCUUUUUUAUUCUUAUUUCCUAUUUUCCAAAGCUUUGAUUAAAAAAAAACGACAACAGCAUAACAAAUAGAAAGGGGGGGGGGGGGGAAGAGGAUGUUCGCAUCCUGAGGGGGAAGAAAUGAAAACUUUUGCGCUUCUGGUGAGAGUUGGUUAUUUAUUUAUAAUGUAAAAUGUGUUUAGUUUUUCCUUUGACCCCAUUCUCUCUAGCGAUCUUUGACCUUUGACCUUGUGCUGCUGCAGCUACAGUAAGUUCGGAUAGAUUCCUGUGUUCCCAUGAGGCUCGAGCAGCCUCUCCGCUCCUCUCCCCUCAUCCCUAUAUUUUUAAGAAAUGUUGUUAGAAUUAUUUAUGACAUGUAACAAAGAUGAUGCAGGCUGUCCCAUUUGCUAAAAUUGCUGUUAUUGAAUUAUUAUUAUUAUUAUUAUUAUUAUUAAGUGUAAAUAGCAACGCAUCUAAGAACACUGAUGAAUUUAGAUGAGUUUUUAAAAGAAAAUCCUGAUACCUUAGGCUGCUUGACGCAAAAAUACCUCAGGUUCUAUUGAAAGGCUUUUCCUUCCCCUGUACAUGUUUUGUGAAAAUGAGACAAAAAUACAGACAUGACAAAAUACAAA
This is a messenger RNA of Platichthys flesus (European flounder), 5029 nucleotides long. It is a transcript of the gene dusp8a, whose product is annotated as dual specificity phosphatase 8a. Lineage: Eukaryota; Metazoa; Chordata; Actinopteri; Pleuronectiformes; Pleuronectidae. The coding region runs from base 418 to 2469 and encodes 683 amino acids. The transcript is spliced from 7 exons. Gene Ontology annotation, molecular function: MAP kinase tyrosine/serine/threonine phosphatase activity; protein tyrosine/threonine phosphatase activity. The record is from RefSeq and is a predicted model, not a curated record. Gene Ontology annotation, biological process: negative regulation of MAPK cascade; protein dephosphorylation. Gene Ontology annotation, cellular component: cytoplasm.